AUGUCUUUGUCAACAACGUUCAAGCCCUCUCCCCUGGGUUACGGAUCGCCUCCCAGCGUUCGAAACUCUCCAUUCCGCCGGGCCGACCCGCCUGCAUCGCCUUCACCACUCCGACAAAUAACACCAACGAGCUCGCCUACUAAAGCCGCCCCGACGACGCCCAGCAGAACGUCGAGGCUCGCGAGACCAACGACACCGACAGCCACCAGCGACGUCCCCGAGACCCCAGAGCGAGAGAAGACACCAGGCAUGACUACUCCCACAAAGGUUUCACCACCUUCGUGGAAGCAUGGGUCAAAGUUAGCAGUGGGCGGCUCCCUUGGCGGCAGCAGUGCUCUCUCACAGCUUCAGCCUACUCAGGUCAGGACUCUGAGAGAUGGAUUUCAGAUUUUGGAUCGAGAUUGCGACGGCAUUGUCAAUAGAGAGGAUGUGGCCGACAUGCUUGGUCAACUUGGCCUCCCUUCAGGCUCCUCCGACAUAGGACGCUUCUUCCCGCCAUCAAAACCACAAACCAUGACGCUAGCCGCUUUCCUCAAUUCUCUGGCGGAAUCCCUGGCGGUGCUGUCACCAAGCACCGAGCUCUUAUCUGCGUUCUCGGCCUUUGACGAGGACGACAGCGGUCAGAUCGACUGGGCGGAGCUGAGGGAUGCUCUGCUCAACACACCGCCGGAAGCCGGGCAGUCGGCCCUCAGCGCUGCAGAAGUCGACAAGGUCGUCGAGGGGUUCACUGGUCGUCGAGCCUUCAACCGGAACAUGAACGCACACUUAUCGGCAAGAAGGGGCGAGGUGUUUAAAUACCAGGAGUUUGUCCACUCAAUCAUGGGCUCCAACGGCGGGUCCGAAGGAGGGUCUCACGAGAGGUCCGAGGAGUAG
Molecule: messenger RNA, 873 nt
Organism: Trichoderma breve
Lineage: Eukaryota; Fungi; Ascomycota; Sordariomycetes; Hypocreales; Hypocreaceae
Product: EF-hand domain-containing protein
Exons: 3
Coding region: 1-873 (290 amino acids)
Biological process (GO): mitotic cytokinesis; actomyosin structure organization
Cellular component (GO): cytoplasm; myosin II complex
Molecular function (GO): myosin heavy chain binding; calcium ion binding; cytoskeletal motor regulator activity
Source: RefSeq, a predicted model, not a curated record